This is a messenger RNA of Lolium perenne, 1721 nucleotides long. RefSeq lists its product as uncharacterized. Lineage: Eukaryota; Viridiplantae; Streptophyta; Magnoliopsida; Poales; Poaceae. The record is from RefSeq and is a predicted model, not a curated record.
CGGGCUCUAUGUGCUUGCUCUGCUAUACCCGCCGCCAUCAGCAGACCUAGAUCCAGAUCAAACCCCGAUGUUCACCUCCGCCGCCAAGCUUCCCCCGUGGCUCCUCACCGGCUCCGAAGGCUACAUCGGAGAUGACGUCAACGAGAGGACCGCCAUCGGCUUCACAAAGAAGCAAUUGAGCAUCAAGGCGACCUUCUUCCUCAACAGCCCACCGCAACCCUCCAAGCUGUGCGUGCACUGUCCCGACGCCAAGGACAUCAAGAACCCCCGUGUUCUGUGCGUGGUCGGCGACCACAUCCUGUUCCGCGUCGCCAUCACCACCAGGAGUAUCCGGAUCCGCUCUACCUCCGCUCUGCUGUGGAGCGAGUACUUUUUAUACCGUGCCGAACGCAAUCGGCCUAUGCUCAAGCUCCUCCCCGACCCGCCUACAGACACCUUUAAUGAUUCUGAGGUCGGUAUUCUUCCCCAUGGAGACGGCGUCUUCACCAUCGCAGCGCUGCUUCGCCGCCGGCUCUGUUUAGACAGGUUUGAGCUCCUGUUGUUCCACUCUAAGGCAGGCAACUGGACCUCCAUGUUUCUGUCAGUCGUGGGGCCACCGAAGAAGUUUCCUAUCGAGGUAGAACAUCGCAUUGAUGAUCUCUCUUGCCAUUUCACGACCAACGUGAUCGUAAUCGGUGGUGAAUACGGCACCAUUGCCUGGGUCGACCUCUGGGGCGGCAUUGUGCUCUGCGAUAUUCUGACUCUGAGCGAGAAGCCGAUGCUCCGCACCAUACCCGUGCCGCUGCCGAUGGGUCACAUCACUGGAAACAACGGCAAGGGAUUUCAUUUUGGCCGUGGGAUGGAUUGCCGUGGUAUUGCAUUUAUCAAUGGCUCUUUCAAGUUUGUAGAACUGGAACUUGACACCACUGAAUUCAUACACAUCAGGGACAAGGAAACUGGGCUCCCAACGUUGAUAGUGCACGGCUGGACGAUCACCACAUAUAGCAACAGCAAGAUGAGCUGCUCUUACGAGGAUUGGCAGAAGGAUGGCAUGGUCCGAUCUUCUGAGGUCACAAUCAACAACUCUAUGGUUACCCACUCCUAUGGGUUGCUGCCAUCAUCACAGGAGCACAGUGAGAGCGAAGAAACAAGGGAAGCCUUGCAGAAGCUUGUGUUGUCUGACCCCUCUCCCAGCUUGGGUGGCGAAGGUGUUGUUUACCUGGUGGCAAGGGUGAAAUUAUGGCAUCCCAAGUCAUGGCUUAUCUCUAUUGACAUGAGAAAUAAGACUCUGCAGAGUGUGGUUCCACUUGCUACCCCUGAAGAGCCGUAUGAAGAUCUAAUGUAUUACACUAGCACGCAGUAGUAUCUCCAAUACUCAGUAACCAUGAGGAUGGAGUAUCAAGUGGAACUGGAGACCAUCGAGUGUGUACUGACGUACAAAUAAAUUCAUCAGGAAGGUGAUUUUCUCAAGACUGGACAAUGAAUGCAUGCUUAGGACUUCUUCUGUUAUCUUUGGGUCUUGUGGUGACAUGGACAUUUAUUGGCCGAGGACAUGGUCUCCUGCGUGGUUUCUGGCCAACUUGUUUAUUAUGCUUGAACCGCAUAAAUCUAUUUAGUUGUAUUUCGUUCUGUUGGAGGACAUGCUCUCCUGUGACUUGUAUGUCGUAUAUGUUUGCAGAACCCCCCCAGUUGGUUCUUUGAUCGCCCAUUUAGACUUAUAUCAAUUUAUUCAGUGGUGAUAA